Messenger RNA from Verruconis gallopava, 560 nucleotides. RefSeq lists its product as uncharacterized. The annotation marks the transcript as partial. The transcript has 2 exons. The record is from RefSeq and is a predicted model, not a curated record. Lineage: Eukaryota; Fungi; Ascomycota; Dothideomycetes; Venturiales; Sympoventuriaceae.
CAAUGUCGUUUCCCACCCACCCUUUCUAUGUCAAUCGGUCAGCACAGCAUAGUCCGCAACCUAACCAUCCCCGAAGCGAGCAAUACAGUACUGACGUCUUGUUGCAAUUCGAGAGCAACGCGCAUGAGCACACGCGGCAGAUACUGAACGCGGAAUAUAAGCGUCGUAUAACUGUAGAGGCCGAGCUGCAACAGAUGCGAACAAGCCUUGAGAAACUAAACGUCUACAAUACGCAACUCAUCAACAGCAAUAAUACUUUGCGCAGUCAUUUAAAUAAGCUACUGUGUCUCCCGCAGUUUCAGGGAAGCCGUUCGGAUGCAAGUUCUACUCAAGGUUCCAACUUCAAACUUGAUCCUGAUGCUCCUAAAUUACAACAAAUCAAGAUUUUACGACGAAAGCUGGCUCGGCGUGAAGGCGAUAAGCAUGAGGGCAAAGUAGCCGAACUGGUUUCUGGGCCAGGUGAGCCGGCCCAGUUUACCCCAAAGAGCUCCGGGGUAAAAGGCAUCUUAAAAAAAGAAGCGCUGUAGUCGCUUGUGAUUUACGCAUGUGUCUAUCCCGCA